AGGAGGAGUGUGGUUGAAGUGUGCGAGGGUCGCGGCCGCGAUGAUCUGACAGAUGAAAUAGAGGAAAAAGGAAAGAAGACGGCUGUUCUCCACACACAGAGCGAUGUUCCCGAAAGGCAAAGGCACCCCGGUGCCCUCAGACGGCCAGGCUCGAGAAAAGUUGGCCUUGUAUGUCUAUGAGUACUUGUUACACAUAGGAGCACAGAAGUCAGCACAGACCUUUUUAUCAGAGAUCCGAUGGGAGAAAAACAUUACACUAGGGGAGCCCCCUGGAUUUCUACAUUCCUGGUGGUGUGUAUUCUGGGACUUAUAUUGCGCUGCACCAGAGAGGCGAGAGACAUGUGACCACUCCAGCGAGGCUAAGGCCUUCCAUGAUUAUAGUGCAGCAGCAGCUCCUAGCCCAGUGAUGGGAGGGAUGGCUCCUGGUGACGGCAUGCCUGGAGGACCGAUGCCACCUGGCUUUUUUCAGGGUCCUCCGGGUCCCCAGGGCUCUCCUCACCCACAGCCUCCUCCCCCUAACAGCAUGAUGGGACCCCACAGUCAGUCCUUCAUGUCGCCUCGCUUUGCCGGGGGUCCAAGAGGUCCCCCGAUCAGGAUGGGAAACCAGCCACCAGGCGGCGGACCCGGCCCGCAUCCCAUGUUGCCAAAUAUGGAUCCAACAAGAACCCAAGGCCAUCCCAAUCUCGGCCCAAUGCAGAGAAUGAGUGGCCCUCGAGGCAUGGGGCCAAUGGGACCAGGCCCUCAGAAUUUUGGCGGAGGGAUGAGACCCCCUCACAACGCCAUGGGUCCGGGUAUGCCAGGUGUCAACAUGGGUCCAGGAACCGGACGACCAUGGCCAAAUCCUAACAACGCAAACUCUAUGCCUUACUCGUCACCGUCUCCGGGUGCAUAUGGGGGAGCAUCUGGUGGAGGAGGACCACCGGGAACUCCCAUCAUGCCCAGCCCUGCAGAUUCAAACAACUCUGGCGACAACUUGUACACCAUGAUCAACACUGGACCCGGCAACAGGAAUAAUUUCCCAAUGGGGCCUGGCUCCGAUGGACCUUUGGGAGCCAUGGCUGGGAUGGAGCCACACCACAUGAAUGGGUCACUAGGUAACAUCACAAGCUUUGGCUCUGGUGACAUGGAUGGCAUGAACAAGAAUUCCCCAAACAAUUUAAGUGGCAUUAGCAAUCCCCCUGGGACCCCGAGGGAUGACGGAGAGCUGAGUGGAAACUUCCUCCACUCCUUUCAGAGCGAGAAUUACUCUCCCACCAUGACCAUGAGUGUGUGACCCACUCCUCGGCCAGGCCCUUCGUUAUUUGCCAUCAUUCCAAGGAUUUAAACUCACUAUAAGACAAGGCCAAACACAUCAGCGCAGAUUCAGGGACAGGUGCCGUUUUGGUUCCACACUUACACCAAAAUGCUGAUCAGAGGAAGACGACAAAUGGCUGACUACUACUGCUCCUUGCUCCAAAUGAAGGACAAUUUCUCCAUCUACAACCCAUAGUGUGAUUAAAACCAGCUACUGAAAUGCAUAAAUGACACGUAAUCGUCUCUGCCCCCCUGCGCCCUCCAGCUAAGAGGAAAGAAAUGGUUGAAGUUUACCUCUUGUACCUUUUAAUUAUUGCUUUGUGGUGAAGGAAGUGUUUCUGCUUUUGUCACUUAAAACACUGGACAGUGUGCAUAUGCAUUGUUGGCUUGGAAAGUCUUUUAUCUUGUCUUUUUUUUUUUUUUCCUCUCUCCCCCUGUGUCACACCUGUCAGCUGACACCGGAACCCAUUUUUUUUUUGCCUUUUA
Messenger RNA from Synchiropus splendidus (mandarinfish), 1779 nucleotides. It is a transcript of the gene ssbp3b, whose product is annotated as single stranded DNA binding protein 3b. Gene Ontology annotation, molecular function: single-stranded DNA binding; protein binding. The record is from RefSeq and is a predicted model, not a curated record. NCBI's taxonomy places the organism in Eukaryota, Metazoa, Chordata, Actinopteri, Syngnathiformes, Callionymidae. The transcript is spliced from 18 exons. Gene Ontology annotation, cellular component: nucleus. Gene Ontology annotation, biological process: positive regulation of transcription by RNA polymerase II. The coding region runs from base 104 to 1273 and encodes 389 amino acids.